UUAAGCCCAAAUAGCCAACACCCAUUUACACCGCAGCAUCAAUGAAGAUCAUUUAUGGAUUUUAAUAUUGUCCUCAGCUUAGAUUCAAGGAGGCAAAUUGCCAAAAACAAGCUGGAUACAAUCUGAGCACUUUUGAUGGUCACUUCAGCUAAACCUGGGAAAUAGUUUGACUGUCCCACCACUUUACAAAGGGAAGACAAUCAGCAUCAUCCUGCUCCAGUUACAAAGUCUCCAAGGACCUGGACUCCUUCUCCCCAGACCCCUGGAUGGGGUGUGAUGCCCCUCACCCUCCUGCUGCUGCUCUGGGCGCCCCUGGCCCUGAUGGAGACCCCGGCGGGCUCCCACUCCCUGAGGUGUUUCUCCACCACGAUGUACCACAACGGCAACAACAACAGCAACAACAAUAGCCACAACGGGGAGCCCCGCUACAUCGCCGUGGGCUACGUGGACGACACGCAGUUCGGGCGGUUCAACAUCAGCUCUCCGGGCCAGAGUGUGGAGCCGCGGAAGCCCUGGGCGGGGCAGGUGGGGCAGGAGGCCCUGGAUGAGGAGACUGGGAUCCAAAGGAACAAUGCACAGUGGUUCGAAGCACUCCUGAGGGACCUGCGCGGCCGCUACAGCCAGAGCGAGGGCGAUCCCCCAAAGACACAGGUGACCCACCACCCCACCUCUGACCAGAAGGUCACCCUGAAGUGCUGGGCCCUGGGCUUCUACCCUGCGGACAUCACCCUGACCUGGCAGCGAGAUGGGGAGAACCUGACCCAGACCACGGAUCUGGUGGCGACCAGGCCUGGGGGAAAUGGAACCUUCCAGAAGUGGGCGGCUGUGGUGGUGCCUUCUGGUGAGGAGCAGAGCUACACGUGCCAUGUGCAUCAUGAGGGACUGUUGGAGCCUACAGUCCUGACUUGGGUGCCCCCUUCUCAGCCCACCAUCCCCACCGCGGGCCUCAUUGCUGGCCUGGUUGUCCUUGGAGCUGUGCUCACUGGAGCUGCGGUGGCUGCCGCUGUGUGGUGGAGGAAUAGGCGCUCAGGGGUACAUGCAAUCAGCUACAGUCAGGCUGCAGGUAAGUGUGGAUCAGGGGCUGGAUCCUGAGCCCCUGAGGACAGCGUAGAGGGAACUCUAGGGAGAGUCACCCUCAUCAGUUCCUCUGAGGGUCUCAUCUCUGGGCUCUGACAAGGUCUCUUUUGUGCUUCCUCGGGCAGCAACAGGUCCCAGGACUCUGGGAUGUCUCUCACCCCCUGGGACACCCCAGAGGAUGGGGCCAGGCUGUGGGGAGCUGUGAGAGGGACAGUCUUAGGAUGCAGUGGGCUAUUGAGAAUGUUAUCACUUAAUGUAAUUCACCCGAAUUUCUUCAAUAUUAUUUUCCAUCAUAGAAUGAGAGCUCAGCCUGUGUGGGGCUGAAUGUUAUAGGAUUUCUCUCCCCCCAUUUUGUAACUUCAGAAUCCUCUGCUUUAUUUAAUUUUAUUUGUUUUCUAGCUGUCAGUGAUUGAUAUAAAAAUUUUUAUUAAAUCUAUUUGUUCUCUUACAUCAUUGUUAAUUUUUGUAUAAUAUUUGAUUUCUCUCUCAGGUGUAGUCCUUAUAGUUCUCGCACCACCAUAGCACCCAUGAUCCAUCACUACAGUCCCUUGUGCUCUUCCCUUCCCUGGUUGGAACCAUCUCUCUCCCUUCCCCUGCUGUAGGCCUCAGAUCUAGGAUCAGGUUGCAAGUUUUGUCAUUAUCUGACCCUUUGUUUGAUUUCCGUAUAUCCCACAUAUAAGGGAAAUCAUCUGAUAUUUAUUUUUUCCUUCUGACUUAUCAAACUUAGUAUCCCUUCCUACCCCAUCCAUAUUUCCCAAAUGGCAUGAGUUUAUGUUUUUGAUCACUGAGUAGUAUUCCACUGUGUACAUGUACCACACCUUCGUAAUCCAGUCACGACCCCCUGAUUUAGAACACAAUGAUAACCUGAAGCAGGAUGUUUCCCAAACCUCCUGCUUGGGGGAGUCUGAUGCUUAGUUUCUGUCACCUUCCCAAAUCUGCUGCUUGGGGGAGUCUACCGCUUUGGUUCUGCUGUUUGCUGGAGAAGUUGCUGGGUGUACCGCAAUGCUUGUCUGAGGUGGUUGCCAUGACACCCUUGAACCCCCUUCCCGAACAAUAAAGAAUGCUUAUGCCAUGAGAGAUGGGAUAGCAAGUUUCUCAUACAAACUGUAUAAAACCUUGCCAUUCUUGUUCCUUGGUGCUCAGCCCUUUGGGGAGCGAUCCCACUGAGCCUGCCAGUGUGACAAUUAAAUCUCUCUCCACCU
This is a messenger RNA of Talpa occidentalis (Iberian mole), 2279 nucleotides long. Its product is annotated as patr class I histocompatibility antigen, A-126 alpha chain-like. NCBI's taxonomy places the organism in Eukaryota, Metazoa, Chordata, Mammalia, Eulipotyphla, Talpidae. The record is from RefSeq and is a predicted model, not a curated record. The transcript has 6 exons. Gene Ontology annotation, cellular component: external side of plasma membrane. Gene Ontology annotation, biological process: positive regulation of T cell mediated cytotoxicity; antigen processing and presentation of endogenous peptide antigen via MHC class Ib; immune response. Gene Ontology annotation, molecular function: peptide antigen binding; signaling receptor binding. Bases 277 to 1092 code for a protein of 271 amino acids.